CAUUCACUGUCACUAUUCCUAAUUCCCAAAAAUGGGUGUUGCUUCACUCUCUCUGUACUCCAUCUUCAUCAUCUUAGCCUUCAUUACAUCCUUGGAUGCCGAAGACGAAGCAGGUUUCACAGAGUGCAGUCAACCCUUCAACUGUGGCACCUUCAAAAACCUCUCUUAUCCUUUCUGGGGCGACAAUCGACCUAAACAUUGCGGGCAUAGUGAUUACAGACUUAGAUGCAAGGAAAAUAUUCAGCACCCCGUUAUGGAAAUCAAUGGCCAAGACUUCUUUGUGAUCGAAAUCAAUCAAUCUGGCAAACCCCGGAUGAUAACCCUUUCGCGAGUACAUCCUUGUCCCACUUCCAUUCCCAUUCCCAUUCCCACUCCCACUCCCACUCCCUUGAAUUACCCUCCGUUUAUUCUUCUUACAGCAACUGAGAAUAUGACUCUGUUUAGCAACUGCUCUAAGUCCGCCCUCUCAAGGAAAAUGACAAAUACUUCACAUACAAUUCCCUGCCCCGCUGAUGGUAAACCGCGCAACGUCUCCUUUAUUGUGAGGGCUAAUAAAACGAGGCUUGUGGGUUGUCGAGAAAAAGUGGAAGUUCAGGUUCCAAAAGAGGCUCUUGAUGAAUUUAAUUCGGGACAUCUGGAUUUAAGUGGAACCUUGCUAAGACCGUUUAACGUACAAUAUAGUGCCUAUGAUGACUACUGUUACAAAUGUUUGCGCUCCGGUGGAAGUUGUGGAUCCAAUCGAGCUUCUUCAUUUGUAUUUGCUUGCUACUGUCGCGACCGACCUUAUGAUGUAGAAUGCGCUCUAGCUCGAAGGUCAUCUACUACUGCUCUUAUUGAGAGGAAGCAUUCAUCCCUUGAGUUCACAACAGCUGCUGCCUGUGAACUAUCUGUUUCUACCAUCACAUCUUUGCAUCCUAACUCCUUUCCUAACUGAGCAGCAAAAUAAAUGGCAAGGAUUUCAGCAUGAAAACUGGGUCCUUUAAAAGCCACAGGCGAUGAUAAUAGAUGGAAACGGAAACUUGCUAUAGGUCUUGGCUGUGGUUUUUUUGGAGGCGUAGUUCUAACAUGCAUUGUGUUCAAAUUCCUCCUUCGGCGCAGAAGAGUGCUCAAAGAUGCUCGAUCUUCCUCAGUUACACAUGAGAUAUCCUCGGCACCGGCUUCACUGACUGAUCCUGGGAAAGGAGGUAACUACCCUGGAGUGCAUAACUUCACCUAUAAUGAACUUGAAGAGGCCACCAAUAAAUUUGAUUCUGCCAU
This is a messenger RNA of Rubroshorea leprosula, 1257 nucleotides long. NCBI's taxonomy places the organism in Eukaryota, Viridiplantae, Streptophyta, Magnoliopsida, Malvales, Dipterocarpaceae. The record is from the annotation of a GenBank genome assembly.